This is a messenger RNA of Pararge aegeria (speckled wood butterfly), 1630 nucleotides long. RefSeq lists its product as uncharacterized. The record is from RefSeq and is a predicted model, not a curated record. Gene Ontology annotation, molecular function: DNA binding. Bases 447 to 1448 code for a protein of 333 amino acids. The transcript has 2 exons. Lineage: Eukaryota; Metazoa; Arthropoda; Insecta; Lepidoptera; Nymphalidae. Gene Ontology annotation, biological process: DNA recombination; DNA integration.
GAUAGCAAAAUAAUAAAGGACAUUAUGGAAGGAUUAAGGAUGCUUUGCGAUAUUCAAUACACGGACUCAAUGAAAAGAAGAUAUUUUAUCUCGUCAUGCCUCAAAAAAGAAGUGAAUGAUCAUCUUUCACAAACAAAAAUAGAUAAGUAUAUUUUUGGUAAAAAUGUAGCUGAGACUUUAAAGACUGCUAAGAUAGUCUCGAAGUCGGGAACAGAAAUAAGGGUUCAAGACGUUAACAGUAAAACAGUAAUUAAGAGAAAAACACAACCUCAACCGUCAACCUCAAGAGGUUUAAACUGGAAAGCUCCGCCGGCGCGCAGGCAGCCGGCCCAAACCAGGAGCCGCCCGCCUGUUCACGCGCAGAAGCCCGACUACUCAUCGAAAGGGUCGCGGCAGCAGCAGCAGCAGCAUCAGCAACGGAACACGCGCCGAUUUUAAACGAGCAGAUGGAACGUACAGAAAAACCUUACCCUGGUUGCCGGGAUAUUAUACGGCGGUCGUUACUACGACGAGACGUCCCAUUAGCAACAGUAAACAUAAUGCUUGCAUCUCUGGCAGAAAGUUCCAUCAAACAGUAUGACGUUUCCAUAAAGAAAUGGUUUGUUCACUGUACCAGGUAUUCAAUUAAUAUGUUUGAAGCUUCAGUCCCAGAAGUAUUAAAUUUUUUGACUUCAUUAUUUAAUGGUGGAAGUCAAUAUGGCACCCUAAAUAGCUGCAGAGCAGCGUUAUCACUUAUAUUAGAUUCAAAUAUAACUAGAGAUAAUAGGAUAGAAAGAUUUUUCAAGGGCGUCUUUAGAUUAAGACCUCCUCUUCCCAGAUACAACGUGACCUGGGAUACUUCUAGAGUUCUAGAUUAUUUAGCAAAAAAUUACCCUAAUGAAAGUUUAUCUCUGAAGAAACUGUCAUAUAAAUGUGUUACAUUGUUAGCUCUUACAACAACACAUCGGGUACAAACAUUAUCAAAAAUUAUAGUAAACAACAUUGAAAUUUCAUCAUCAAAAAUAAUUAUUAAGAUUCCAGAUUUAAUUAAGUCAUCUAGGCCAGGCUCAAACCAACCUGCAUUAGACUUACCUUUUUUCCCAGAAAAGCCAGCUGUGUGUCCUGCUCACACACUUAUUUCUUACCUUAGUAAAACAGCAGCUUUGCGGAGUCAGGAUUACUUAUUUAUAAGUUUCAAGAAGCCUUUUAAGAUUGUCUCAACCCAGACAUUAAGUCGCUGGAUCAAAACCACACUAAGAGAUGCUGGUAUCGAUGUUUCUAUCUUCUCCGCCCAUAGUACUAGACAUGCGUCUACUUCAAAGGCUUAUAGUUCAGGAAUUAGUAUUGAGCUAAUUCGCAAAACUGCUGGGUGGAGUCAAAAUUCCAAUACGUUUUGGAAAUAUUAUAAUAAAGGUACAAUUUCAAAUCAGGAAUGUAACUCUCUAGCCAGAGCAAUAAUUAUAGAUUGAUUGCAAUAUUACAGGCGUUAAUACUUAAUUUUUUUUCAAUAAAGGUAAUUAACAUAAGAAAAACUUUAUUUUCAAGAAAAUACAGGUGAUUAACUAGCUAUUGAUUCAUUGUUGAACCUUGUUUUUAAUAAUAAGGUUUAUUCAUAAUGAUAAAAUUAUUAUAAGAGGAACUAAAAAUUAUU